Messenger RNA from Spinacia oleracea (spinach), 2143 nucleotides. RefSeq lists its product as uncharacterized. NCBI's taxonomy places the organism in Eukaryota, Viridiplantae, Streptophyta, Magnoliopsida, Caryophyllales, Amaranthaceae. The transcript is spliced from 9 exons. The coding region runs from base 507 to 2111 and encodes 534 amino acids. The record is from RefSeq and is a predicted model, not a curated record.
CCACGACUGACCUCUACCCCUCCUUCCCCAAAAAUACAGAACCACGAGCAACCUCCAUUACUAACUCCCACUUCUCUCCACUUCUCCGGUCUCCACGGCGCACUUCUCCGGUCUCUACGGCGCACUUCUCCGGUCACAGGGCGACGUGAUUCACUAUGGAACAUCAUACAUAUGCGCAAGAAAAUUCAAUCAUAAAAAGUAAAUUAGAAAAAACAACCAAAAUAUACCACCCACCAUUGUUGCUGCUAGUAAGCUGUUACUUUCAUCGAUCGGUUCUGCACUCGAGUUCAUUGGAAUUGGAAGAUUCAUUCGAAGAUUCAUCGGAAUUGAAAGAUAAAGAAGGGCGCUCCUGCUAUCCUUUGAAGUUGGUUCAGAAGUUGAAGUUUUAGCUGAGAAGUUCCUGUCCUGGACAAAGUGAACAAGUCAGACAUAGCGAAGGAGAUUCUAGAGGUGUUGGUGACUAGUAGUAGCAGAUAGAUAUUCUUUGUUGAUUAAGGUCUUUAUGCAUGGAGGAUAUAGAAGACUUGUAUAAUGAUGGGAUGUCUAGGGACAAUGAUCCCUUGUGUUAUGAGCAUCCAACUGAGACGGAGCAUGAUAUUUCUCAAAAAGGCACUAAAAGGUAUCGAGGUGAAGUAAAAGGGUUAAAGUCCCCUAAUGUGCCAAAAUUCCUAGAAUGGGAUUCAUUUAAUCGACCAACUGGUCAUUGGUUGAAGGACUAUAGGCAACAAAUUGGGAAGACAGUGCAUACUAAGGUCAGUAUUUUGACAAACAAAUGGGAAGAGGUACCUCAAGGUCUUCAAGACACCCUUUGGGAUUACAUUAAGACUAUGUAUCAUAUUGACAACAAUCCACUGAAGAAAAAGUAUGUAAUGGCACACUUGAGUGACCGGUUUAGGGAUUGGAAAGCUAAGUUGGUAAGUGGACAUAUCACAAAGACAAGAAAAAUCUCGCCUAAUGCCAAACCACCUUACCUUGUAUAUGAAGCCAUCACUGAAGAAAUAUGGCAGCAAUUUGUUGCAGCUAAGACCACCGAUACAUUUAAGGAAAUAAGCGAGAAGGCACGGAAGAGUCAGUCGCACAAUCUGCAUCCUCAUUUUAUGGGGCAAAAAAGCUAUUCACAGAAGGAAACUGAAUGGGAGGUUGAAGGAAGAUACCCUUCAGUCGGAAGUACAGAUUCAACCAUGAGAAAACGACAUCUAAAUUGGAUUUUUGGCCGGCAAAAGAAAAACGAAAAAGGAGAAUAUGUUUUCCCUAAAGAUGAAGCACGCCUGGUUGGUGAAAAAAUAGACAAGGAGGUUCAGGAAGUCGAGCAAGGAAUUUGGACUCCACAUAGGCAAGAUGAUGUCUUAUCCCGUUCCCUUGGAAAGAAAGACCGUCGUGGACGUGUGGUUGCAGUUGGAGGAACAAUCAGCCAUCAAGCAUAUUGGGGGAAACCGGUUCGAAAUAAUGGAGAAUAUGAUCAUUUCUCACAAGCCGAACUAAAAAAGAUUGAAGGCGAUUUUGAGGCUAGAAUAGAGCAAGUGCGAAAGGAAACUAUAGCUAUGAUGGAAAAGAAAAUGGAGGCCGUAGUUGAGGAAAAAUUCAUUAACUUGGUGACAAAAUUAGGUCUAAAAUUGCCGGUUGGGAUGGAGAUUGGAAAGACCACAACCACUACAACCACUACGCGGAGUCGUAGCAACUCACCUUCUGUGGAGCUAGAGCCUAAUUCUGACCCAUUUGCGGAGUUGAAGAGUCCUUUAGCAUGUCGUCUGUGCCAACUUGAUGAUUCCCAACAAUUAGUAGUCGUGGCUAGGGGUGUAGCAUAUCCGUUCAAUGCUGAAGAUGUAGUACACCAUUCUGCAAUGAAGCCUGGUUAUUUGAAAGUUAGUGUGAACUCAUGUGUUCCUGGCUAUGAAACUGCACCUCUACCUGUACCCAACUUAGAGAUGAAGGAUGUUGGGGGAGCCGUAAAAAGUUUCGUCCAAUGGCCUAGAAAAUUGAUUAUAGGGGACAAGGAGUUUGUUCCGCGACGCAAGAUGAGUAGCGACCAACCGUUAGCGAUUAAUGUUGCUGUUAGUAGUGAUAUCGUUGUGGAGCCUGAUUCGUCUAUGAAGUUGAAGGUACAGGUAUAGAGUAUGAUUUAUUUAUUUAAACUCUACCAUCA